Molecule: messenger RNA, 2831 nt
Organism: Aedes aegypti (yellow fever mosquito)
Lineage: Eukaryota; Metazoa; Arthropoda; Insecta; Diptera; Culicidae
Gene: AdipoR
Product: adiponectin receptor protein
Exons: 6
Coding region: 648-1907 (419 amino acids)
Biological process (GO): adiponectin-activated signaling pathway
Cellular component (GO): plasma membrane
Molecular function (GO): signaling receptor activity
Source: RefSeq, a predicted model, not a curated record
GCGGGCGAGUUGCGAUCGAUUUUUCCUCUCUCGGCCAUCAGCGCAGUUUCUUUUCAGAAUACGACCCCGUGUCGAUCGGACGGACACGCAAAAUAAUAGUGUCGUGAUAACUUAUUAUUGAAGAAGAAACUGGCACCAGGAAUCUAAUCUGCAAAUUCCCGUUUUCCAGUUCUAUUGCGUCGCGUCGAGUGGUUAGUUCCGGAGUAGUGUUUGGUUUUGGGGGAGGGAAGUGCUUGAACGUGUGGUAUCACGUAAUCUGAAGGCGAAAUUCGGAAUUUUUCUACUUGCAAGCCAAUGGCCUCCUGCGAGUAGCGGAUUACUUUUUUUUUCCUGCUCAGCUCUACUGCACUUCCGUCAGCAUCGAAUUAUCAAGUGAGGCAAAACGGGAACGGAAGAAUAUCCGCAGAGGAUUAGUGAAGAGUCCCAAAAUCUUGUGUGCAAAAUAGUGAAACCUUCCCGAGAAAUUGGGGCCACACCACGACGGAAGAGAAGUGCUAGCAUAAAGGUGAAAACUACGGACAGCUGAGGAGCUUACAGUGGGUAGCAGCUGAGCAAAACAUUAUUGUGCAAUUUUUCACCAGCACUUCGCAAUCUCGCACACACAGCUGUUUCGCGGAUUCAGCACAGGCGGAGGAGAUAUUUCCAAGAUGUCCUCGCGGUACGAUUUAAACGCCCCAGUUCCCGGUAUGGCACCGGUCACGCUACCCCGAGAAACCAGACGGCCGCUCCCAGACGAUGAUUUGCUGAACGUCGUCGAUGCAGACUACACAAUCCGCAAGCGCCGUGUCUGGUCCCCGGAGGAGGACGAUUCCCUAGCCUCCGAAGACAUGGACCUGCUGGACGAUGACGACGAGCUGGAAGAGGAGGAAGACGAUGGCGUCGGUUGUCCCCUUCCGUCCACUCCGGAAGACACCCAACUGCUGGAGGCGGAAAUGACUGAAGUGCUCAAGGCCGGCGUCCUAUCUGAUGAGAUCGAUCUGGGAGCAUUGGCUCACAAUGCGGCCGAACAGGCCGAGGAAUUUGUCCGCAAGGUGUGGGAAGCCUCGUGGAAGGUGUGUCACUUCAAACACCUGCCCGCCUGGUUGCAGGAUAACGACUUUCUGCACAAAGGCCAUCGGCCACCACUACCCUCGUUCAGCGCCUGCUUCAAAUCGAUAUUCCGAAUCCACACCGAGACCGGUAACAUCUGGACCCAUCUGCUGGGCUGCGUGAUGUUCAUCGGCGUGGCCACCUACUUCCUGACCCGACCCUCGUUCGAAAUCCAACUGCAGGAGAAACUGAUCUUUCUGUCGUUCUUCAUCGGUGCGAUCGUUUGUUUAGGCUGUUCGUUCAUUUUCCACACGCUCUGCUGCCAUUCCGAGAUGGUGGGAAAACUCUUCUCGAAACUGGACUACUGUGGCAUUGCCCUGCUCAUCAUGGGUUCGUUCGUCCCAUGGCUGUAUUAUGGCUUCUACUGUCACUACAAGCACAAGCUGAUCUAUCUGACGGUCGUGAUCGUGCUGGGCGUGACCUCGAUCAUCACCUCCCUGUGGGACAAGUUCUCCCAGCCGAAUCUGAGACCAUUGCGCGCGGGUGUCUUCAUGAGCUUCGGACUGUCCGGAAUCAUUCCGGCCAUCCAUUACGUCCUGAUGGAGGGAUGGUUUAGCAAAAUUUCCCAGGCCAGCCUCGGUUGGUUGAUCCUGAUGGGCUUGCUGUACAUUCUGGGAGCGCUGUUCUAUGCCCUGCGAGUGCCCGAGCGAUGGUUCCCCGGAAAGUGUGAUAUCUGGUUCCAGUCGCAUCAGAUUUUCCACGUGCUGGUCCUGGUGGCCGCCUUCGUGCACUACCACGGCAUCAGCGAGAUGGCCAUGUACCGGGUAACGGUCGGCGAGUGCGACAUCCCCCACCAGCAUCCGGCGAUCAGUUUUUGAGGCUCUUCCUUCGAUGUCUAAAAGCAGCAACAACAAAAAAUUCUAGAUGAAUAAAUGCAAAAGCCUGAUUGUGUACUACCAAACCGUUUUCGGGGUGAUCCCGUCGUGGUUAGAGAGGGGGGUUUAGCGCUGUGUCUAACACGGUUCUCUUUUUAAGUGAACUUAAAUAAUACAAACACGACAUGAUAACCUUCUUUUAUUACUUUUGUUUAUACCUACCAUUUGUUUUGUUGAUUGAAGCAGAAAGAUAGGAGAUAUCAAAGAAUAAGAUUUUUUUGUUAAUUUUUUCUCAAUCGUUGUACACAAAAUAAUAUAUUUCACUAGAACUAUAUAGUAGAUUAAAUCAUAUAAUCAUGCCACCUUUCAUCUCCUAUUGAACUCAACUUUCAUCGUACUACGGUUGAUUCGUUUCCAUUGCAUCUACACGAGAAAGUAACACUAAAUUCGUUUAGAAUUCUUCCUUCCUCAGCGCAAUAAGGCUUUUUAGUAGUAUUUUUCCUAACAAAGAAAAGAGCGAAACCAAUUUUCAUCACACUGUGAGACACACAGAAGAUUAAACGCGAGAAGAUAGAAUUACUUAAUAAAUUACAAUUGUUUGUGCAAGCAGAAAACACACACACGUACAUAUAAUUAUGCUGAUAAAUAGGAAAGAGGUAAGUUAAUUGAACUACAACAAAAACAAAAAAAAGAGACGAAUAAUAAUUGAAAAACAAAAACAACUUAUAAGAACCACACAGAAGAAAACAUAUUCGUGAAACAAAAACAAAUACAAGAAGCAAAAAUAUAAAACAAAGAAAACAAUGCAACAUUCUUGUUAAGUAUAAUUUAUUCAUGAUACAACACAUACUGCUGAUUCGUCGUAGCAGAACAAAACUACAAGAAAAAAAAAACAAUAAAAAGGUGUAUGUGCUAUUGAAUAUAGAA